AAGAGAUGUUGUCUUUAUCCCGUGAAAAAAGAUCGCUGGUGAUGAGCGUCACCAUAGUAAAUGAAAUAAACCGUUUCGAGCCAAUGUGUUACUAACACCACCCCCUGAAUGAACAGCUGAGCUGCCCUUUCUCGUUCUUGAUUGGUGUGUAUCCGAUUGCCGCAUUAUUCCUCUUAUCAUGAAACGUAUAUUUAUUUUUGUCAUCGUCAUCGCCUUGCAUGUUAUUAAAUAUGAAAAAGCAUAGAGAUGAUUUUUGGGUUGGCGGGCUGGUAAGAAGUAUCAGUAUUACUUUAUCUUUAAAUCCCUAGAAGGAGAUAAAUACGUAAUCUUGGGCAACACAAAAAGUCUCUUGUUUUUGAUAACAUACGUCUGAUAAACGUACAUAUGCAACAAACACACCAGUCAAAGCUGAGUACACUACGUAGUAAAUUUGUUAAUGCACAAAGAUUCCCACGGGGUUUUAUAUCUGCAACCCACAAACAUCCAUUAUUUACGUCUCUUCUCUCUUUCUAUUGUAAACUAUAAAAACAUGCUAGACAUUGAUGAAAUACCGAGUCAGCAUACAGAAAGUACAGUUCCAUGUUUCAUAGCAGGACUUGUAGGAGGUCUCUCUGGAUUAGCUGUAGGACAUCCGUUCGUCAAAGUGCGUCUGCAGACACAAAAGGCGUCGUCGAAAUAUAAAGGAACGGUGGACUGCUUUAUCUCAACCAUACGGCAAGAAAAGGUUUUUGGUUUGUACAAAGGCAUGGCCUCUCCCGCGGCCGGUGUCGCAGUAGUCAAUGCCCUCGUGUUCGGGUCAUUCGACUGGCUUAUAAAGUUACAAGAAAAAUAUCGCAUUAAUAAUGCAAAAGUCACUGAUUGUGGUGAUCAAGGCGACAAAGCCUUCAGCCGCCAGCCGUCACUAUCACAAAUCAUGGCUGCAGGAAUGGGUGCGGGUGUUAUUACAAGCUUCGUCACUUGCCCAAUGGAAUUAGCCAAAGUUCAACUCCAGAAUCAAACACAUAGUACGCCAAUGAAAGGGCCUAUAGAUUGCUUGACACACCUUUACAAACGAAGGGGAAUACGAGGAUGCUUUACAGGAAUGACGCCGACGAUCGUUAGAGAGCUCAGUUUUGGGCCAUAUUUCGUCACUUACGAAUGCAUAUCCAGAAUUUCAGGCAAUCGCGCAGUUACAGGACCAAAAGUGAUAGUAGCGGGAGGUAUCGCUGGUAUCAUCGCAUGGUGCUCAACAUAUCCUGCAGAUGUUAUUAAAACACGUAUUCAAGCAAGCCCAGGCGAGUAUAAGAGUAUGAUAGAUUGCGCCCGAAGGUGCUACCAGGCUGAAGGGAUCGGUAUUAUGUUCCGAGGACUUUUCCCAACAUUACUGAGGGCCUUUCCAUCCAACGCUGCUACAUUUGUUGCCUAUACAUGGACAAUGAAAAUGCUUACAGAAGAUACUAGAAAUUUGGGCCAGCAAAAUGCCGCUGCAGUCAUUUAAUAAAGCUCACCGUCUUCACUGACCAGAAC
Molecule: messenger RNA, 1506 nt
Organism: Zychaea mexicana
Lineage: Eukaryota; Fungi; Mucoromycota; Mucoromycetes; Mucorales; Lichtheimiaceae
Product: mitochondrial carrier domain-containing protein
Exons: 8
Coding region: 437-1477 (346 amino acids)
Biological process (GO): transport
Cellular component (GO): mitochondrion
Molecular function (GO): transmembrane transporter activity
Source: RefSeq, a predicted model, not a curated record